UCGAAGCCUGCUCGUUCGUCGUUGUCGGUAAUCGUCAUUCACGAACACUUUUUCGCUGAUCCUCGGACGCCCACAGGCACGAUGCGAAGUCCAGGGAGGUCGCCUGGGAGGGCAGUGGACGCCAUGCGUGUCAUGGAGGGCGAACUUUUCUCGGAUAUCGCCGCCGGCAGAAGCGCACAGCUGUCGCCGUCCAACACCACCCGUGGCGACCGCUUCACGAACUCUUGCAAAUUCCUUGCCUGCGGCAUUGCUGGCGCUGUAGUAAUCUUAUUGAUCACCAUCGUCAACCAUCAAGCAUAUCAACAAGGCAGUUCGUCCGUGUGCCACACUGGACCAUGUCGAGACUACGCCUUCAUGCUCAAGGAAGCCAUCGACACUGAUCAAGACCCUUGCGAUGACUUUUACAAGUACGUCUGCGGUGGAUGGGAGAAGAAACGCGACAGGUCUGUUUUCCAGCACCUGAUCAUUAGCUUCGUCACCCAGCUCUGCAAGACACUCGAAGCCCCAGUUCCUCGUAAAGGACAGCACUCUGCAGAGAAGGCUGCUCAAUUCUUUCAGUCUUGCGUGAUGGCAGCGACGAGUGAUACUGGCGAAUUGGACCAUUUUCGUCAGGUGUGGCACGACAUUGGAAUCGACUGGCCCAAGGCAUCCAACAGCGCGGAUAUUUUGAGGACACUAAUCAGGCUGCCAAAGAGACUACGAACCGAUAACAUCUUCAGCAUAUAUUCGGGGGCAUCAUCAGAGUUCCCCAUUCUAUACCUAUCGUCAACGAACGUGAUUUCAAGAAUGCAUGAUACAAGAAGGACUCUGAAACGCAAACGCAGAUACCGAAGAUACUACGAAACUAUGCAAGCCUUGGCCAAGUCACCGGACACCACCAACCAAGAUCUGCUGGGUUAUUCUAGGCUAAAUCGAAUAGAGGGCAAAAUAUACCCUACUCUAGUCGCCGCUGCCACUUGGCGGCCAGGUGAUCAUUCGGUUGUGCUGGAUAAUCUUAGCACACUAGCUGAAUUAACCGACAUUGACUUUGAACGCUGGUCAGAAGUACUGUCAUCCGAACUCGGCAUUCCGUCUUCGGUGCCGGUGAUUGUGGUCAACAUGAAAUACACCCACGCGUUCUUCCAGCUAAUGAAGGACGUCGGCGAAACAGAGCUACAUCGAUUCGUGGGUUGGAUUAACACGCAGAUCAUGGCACCGAUCAUCAACAAGCACUUCCGGUCGCUGUUAUCUCUGGAGUCCUCCAUGGAGCUGGACGAAGUUCUUCAUUGCGCCAAGCUCACGGAGAGCUUUAUGGGGUGGGCGACGUACGCACGGUACGCUGCUCAAGAGUUCGACGCUGACACCAAACAAGACAUCCAACACAUCACGGACACGAUCAUCAAUACGACGGCUAUCCAGCUCUCCAAUAAAUCGAGACUUCUCAAAGGUAAUACCACGUUGCACAGCUUUCUUCAAUGGCGCCUGAAAUUUAUGUUGACAUACAUAUAUAGGGCCGAGAACCAGGACCUUCUGGACACAAUUUUCAGCAACGUUGACGACAUGACAGAUUCCUUAGCUGCUAAUAUGCUCAACGUCGUCAACGGCACGUCCUUCAUUAACAAUACGGUCUCCUACAAAGUGCACACAGAUCUUGUUAGUGAGGCAUCAAGUCCCCACUAUCAAACUUUCAGUAUCAUGGGAAGAAAGCGGAUCCUGCCACCAUACGCCACGGUCUUACCUUUGUAUGCCUUCCGUGUGACGUCAGCAGUGAAGUACGGCUCGCUAGGGAGACUGAUUGCAAGAGCCGCCAUUCAUAGUCUUAGAUACCAUAGCCCGGCGAUUUUUGAGGACGUGAACUGUACUGUCGAGUCUGACGGUAAGGGUUCUGUACUUGAAUCGGUAUUAGCCGUGCAGAUCGCCCGACAAUCCCACAAGGCGUCGUCGCCGUCGGCGGAUGAAGUGGUACUGCUUGGCUUGCCUGAUCUGACGGGACCUCAGAUUUUCUUCAUUACGGCCUGCUAUCUCUUGUGUGGUCAACCGUCCACGGUGAUACCUGCGGAGUUCAUGUGUAACGAGCAAUCGAAGCAGCAUCCGGAAUUUUCCAAAGCCUUCUCCUGUUCCAAGGGUAGACCAAUGUACUCGACAAAGAGAUGCCACCUCUGAUAUGAUAAUUUCCUUCAGGUUCACCUCGAUUCAUUGUUAAAAUAUGCACAUGUUUGACUUCCCAACCAUAAUUUUGAUGGAGACAAGAUUUCGAAAUGGGUGUAGUGCUGACACCUGAAACAGAAUAUUAUUAAACACAUGCUGUUUUAAAAGUG
This is a messenger RNA of Ornithodoros turicata, 2297 nucleotides long. RefSeq names its product neprilysin-1-like. The coding region runs from base 82 to 2142 and encodes 686 amino acids. The record is from RefSeq and is a predicted model, not a curated record. The transcript has 2 exons. Gene Ontology annotation, biological process: protein processing. NCBI's taxonomy places the organism in Eukaryota, Metazoa, Arthropoda, Arachnida, Ixodida, Argasidae. Gene Ontology annotation, cellular component: plasma membrane. Gene Ontology annotation, molecular function: metalloendopeptidase activity.